AUGUCUGAAACUUCAACUCUUAGUGUCUACGAAUCUAGAUUCGCUAAAACCGACAAAACUGACGCAGUUCUGGUGGUUGAGGGAAAGAAAUUACAUGUCAAUAAGGCGAUUCUCUCCUACCAUUCCGACUACUUUAACACCCUUUUCAACUCGGAUUUCAAGGAAAAAUCAAUAUCAGAAAUUGAGAUUAAAGAUGUUGAUUUAUGGGAAUUCGCAACUUUGCUAAGUGUCGUCCAUGGCAAUACGAUCAAACCGCCUGAUUCAUGUGUCGAGAAACUUCUAGAACUGUCCGAUCGAUUUCUUCUUCCAGCGGUGAAGCCGUAUUUGGAGCAACUCCUUAUUAAUUCCAAUCUUUAUCCUCUUGAAAAAAUUCUAAUCGCUGAAAGACAUGAUCUCAAGGAUCAGAUGAAGACGGAAAUCUUAAGAUUCACAGAAAAUGUUUCCAUUCGAUCAAUAGAAAACGAUUGGUAUUGGUUCAUGUUGUCGGACAAUACAAAAGUCAAAAUUUUGUCUCAAAUCCUUCGUUAA
This is a messenger RNA of Caenorhabditis briggsae, 528 nucleotides long. Bases 1 to 528 code for a protein of 175 amino acids. The transcript has 3 exons. The record is from RefSeq and is a predicted model, not a curated record. Gene Ontology annotation, molecular function: protein binding. NCBI's taxonomy places the organism in Eukaryota, Metazoa, Nematoda, Chromadorea, Rhabditida, Rhabditidae.